AUGACAAUCACCGAUAACUCGAAUACAACUCGUAAUGUGGAUACGACUUUAACAUACAGUAAAGCUUUACCAUCCACCAGUGCAUCUGAACAUUGGUUUAUCAGUAUCAAUGAAUCAAGUGAUGGAAAACGUGAACAAAAUUUUAUAACUGAAGAUGUUGAAACUACCAUACACGAUAUACGGGGACAUGAAUCAAACACACAUAUUGAUAUUACUGGUUUUCAGGCACUUACUUCACCAAGUACAGUCGAUGCUGAUCUUAUUCUUAAUGGAACAGAGGAACAAGUAAAAGAAGUAUAUUAUGGUGAAGUUGAACAAUUACUUAAACGUGCAACAGGAGCCAAUCAUGUUGUUUUCUUUGACCAUACUAUACGCAAGACGAGACCAGGUAUUGUAAGUGAUACUCCAUCAACUCGUCAACCUGUAUUACGCGUUCAUGUUGAUCAAACACCUAUUAGUGCUCAUAAACGAGUACAACGACAUGCAUCAAAUAUUCCAUGGAAACGUUUUCAAAUAAUUAAUGUAUGGCGACCAUUGGGAAAUCCUGUAUAUGAUUAUCCACUUGCUGUGGCUGAUUUUCGAAGCGUUGAUGUACUCAAGGAUCUUAUUCCAACAACACUUGUUUAUCCACCUCCAACGCCGAAUGGAGAAACUUAUUCUAUUAUUCACAGCCCACAACUUAAAUGGCAUUACUGGUCUAAGAUGACACCAGAUGAAGUACUACUCUUGAAAUGCUAUGAUAGUGCUAGUCGAAUACUUUCAACCAUCAAAGAGAGUGCAGCUGAAGUUGACGAGGCUUUAUUAGUUGAUGUUGCUGGUUUAACACCCCAUACAGCCUUCUACGAUGCUCAAGGUGCAAAAGAAGGACCAACAAGACAAUCAAUUGAAGCAAUUGCAUGGGCACGAAGUUCACAUCGUGUUAACAGUGAUCAAUCAUCAAGUGAUAUUUUAUUUGUACAAACAAAAAAUAAUAAUGGAUUAUCAGAUGUAACAAGUCUUUCAGGAAAUUGUUUUAAAAAUCGUUCUCGUCUUUCAGCAUUUAAUUUUAUUGGAAAAGAUAAACCACCAUUUGCUCAUUCACCUAGUAGUCCUGUGCAUCCCGAUUAUAAUGGUGUUAUGCCUAAUGUACCAAAUGAUCUUCGUUCACAAAUGCAUCAAAGAAAUGGUCUUUCUCAAUUACUUGUUCGACCAAAAUCUUCACCAUUUGCAGGUCAUUCGGGUUGUAAACAAGAUUUAAUUAGUAUGAAUUUUUUAAGAAAUCAACAAACACAAGAACAAAAACAAACAAGUGUUAAAACAUAA
Messenger RNA from Adineta steineri, 1302 nucleotides. The record is from the annotation of a GenBank genome assembly. Lineage: Eukaryota; Metazoa; Rotifera; Eurotatoria; Adinetida; Adinetidae.